This is a messenger RNA of Diorhabda carinulata, 4580 nucleotides long. RefSeq lists its product as uncharacterized. The transcript is spliced from 5 exons. Gene Ontology annotation, cellular component: cytoplasm. Lineage: Eukaryota; Metazoa; Arthropoda; Insecta; Coleoptera; Chrysomelidae. The record is from RefSeq and is a predicted model, not a curated record. Bases 123 to 1067 code for a protein of 314 amino acids.
AUAAAAUAGUGAAAGUAACAUUCCAAACAAACAACGGUAUAGCUUUCUAUCCGCGUAAGCAUUUUAGUUCUUAUGUAUACUCAGUUAUUUUUCCUUAAAAUGUUUGACACGACAGUUGAAACAUGCAUAGUGAUGAUGAUCAAAAUUUAGAAUAUAUUGAAGAUCCUUACUUUAAUCCCCAAUAUUCGAGUGCUACUCCAAGUUUAGAUGAACCAGACUUGGAUGAAUACGAUUUAUUAGAAAACGAAUUAGAUUUGUUUGAUCUGCGUCAGUUGGAUUUUGAUGAGGUUAACCACAGCAGUUUGUAUUCGUUUCAAGAAGAAUCUGAAUCGGUUAAUGUCGAAGCUGAAUUUUUUAAUGUGAAACGAGCGAAUUCGAUUGUUAGGGCUUUUUUUAGAAACAAACUUAAAAAACAAGUGCGUGUAACAUAUUGUGAUCUUACUAAACCUUAUUUAGCCAAAUUACCAAAAGACAGUAAUUUUAAAAAAUACUUAGAUAUUAGUACUAACGAAGAAGCUAUGGCCGUGUCGGAGCACCCGAUCCCCGAUCUUUCACACCUUUCUAGUGAAGAAAAGGAAGAACAAGAACGACUUUGGAGAGAAGAACUGGCCACAGUUGAAGACGAAAUUUCUACGUUGAGAACAGUACUGGCAUCAAAAAUGCGUCGUAGCGCCGAAUUGAAAAGGAAUUUAGGUAUCACUGUAUGGAAAGAAGUUUCUGAUGACAUCAACCAAGGCAUUAAGAAUGUAAAAGAAAGUAAUGUAUACCAAACUGUAGAAACUAAAGUUGGUCAAGUAACAAAAGCUGUAACAGAUGCUCCAAUUUAUCAAAAAACUUCAUCGGUUAUAGGAGGUAUAGCUGGAAAUAUCACUAAUAAAUUAGGCCAAAUGCGACAUUCCGAAUCUUUUAAAUCUUUUGAAGAAAAAGUAGGAUCUGCAUACGAGAACGUUAAGACUAAAGUCGUAUCUCGUUCCGGUUCCAAUCACAGCAUAGACGAAGCUGGUAGAUCUCGUUCAGGGUCAUCAGUUGCUAGUCCAACAAUUCCCGAAGACAAACCAUUGGCGUAGGACGUUAAAAUCACUUCUUAUAUCAUUUAAUAUUAUUGAUAAUACGCCAGCCGGAAAUGCCUUUAUAAAGCUUGUCCAUAAAAAUAUUAGUGCUAUUUUAUUUAUAUAAAAAUGAUUUUAUUUUACUAAUAUUUCAGUAGAAGGGGCGAGAUGGUAUGUGAAAAUAAAAUUAUUAUAUUGGCCUGUAUUUUUUUCAAUUUUUAACACAUAUUCUAAUUUUGUAGUUGAAAUUAUUUUUUCUUCUAUUAGAUGUAAUAAAUAUUAGUUUUUGUUAUUUUCUGGACGUCCCUCGUAAUUUUAUCUAAAAAUAUAUAAUUAGAAUAAAAAUUAAAAAAAAUCGAGUCUAUAUACAACUUUUUACUUAUCAUUUGAAAGUUGAUCAACAAAAUCCACUUUACUUUGCAACCCCAUUGAAUGUAAGCAAAUUCAACUAUUCAUAUAGUUCUACCAAAAAAGAAAAUUAACAUUUUUAUACCGUUAAUGACUUUCAUCAGCCUCAAUGACAAAUUUCCUGAAAAUGGGCUAGUUCUGAACAAGUAACAAAAUUAUCGAUUAUAUCGUUAGAAUAAUAUGAACUUCUUCAUUUACCGGCGCUACGGUCCUUUUAGAAUCAGAGCAUUCUCAACAAUCGACUGCCAAUUCUUUCUGUCUUGAGCAUAGUGCCUCCUGGUUGGAUCAAGUCCGCCUCAACAUCCUUUAACCGUCGAUCUCUCAGUCUCCGUCCUCCAGGAACUCCAUACAUGGCUCUACACGGGUGUCAAUCAGAAGGCUCCAAUCUCUACAUCAGACGCGCGGAUAAACGCCAUCAACUCUAGCUCGCCUUAUAUCUGUCUCCGCUCAACAUUCCCCCGAAUCCUCCACGCACCAUUCUCGCAAAAAGGGCCAAAAAUCUUUCAUAGAAUCUUAUGUUCCCGACAGUUCAAAACCCGGUCACUUGUCAUAGUCCAUGUCUCGCAUCCGUAUGUAGCUACGGGAUGGAUUAUUGUGUUGUAAAUUGUGAGCUUUGACCUGGCUGAACUGACUCUAGACCCAGUACAAGCAGUACAGUGAACUAGGCGAACUAGUUCUAUAGCACUGAUACUAAGCACAGCGCUGGUUCUGCUACAAAGAACGCUUUGGUGUACACUUCUAGUUAUGCCAAGAACAAAACUAUUUAUUUAUCGAGUUCGAUGACUGGUGGUUGUAGUAUGAUUUACAGAUCAUAUAUAACCUUUUUGUACGGAGUGGCUUUCGCCUAGUGUCAUUUUCACAACAGAAAAGCAACAUUUCAUAAUAAUUCUAAUCGUGUUUGUAUUGUACAUUCCUCCAUUAUAUUUUUCAUAAUCUCCUUGGAUUUUUAUUAUUUAUCUAAUAUUUAUUUAAAUUAGAAAAAUGACCUGUUGUAAUGUUGAUAACAUUUGUAACAAUUCUCUCCUCUGUCCAAACCCAUUUUAAUUAAAUUGAAAUAGUUUAUAGUAUAAAUAAAAUAACAUAAUGUGAUUUUAUAAAAAUAUUUAUUACCUAACAUUCUUAAAGUAAAGUUUCCAAUAGAAACAAACAACUUUCACGGCAUGUCUUCCUCGUUAUUUCUGUAAAUAAUAUAUUUAAAUUAUCUGUUUUAUAAAUAAAUAAUAAGAUCAAAACAAAAAGAUAAAAAAACCAUCACCUCGCUACGCUGCCCACAGAAACACAAAAACCAUAGCUUCUUAAGACACUUGAGAAAGCAACUCGCAAAUAGACAAUUCAAAGCUUGCAUAAAAAUAGAAUAAUUUAUAGUAAUAACAAUUUUUUUUCUAUAUUUGAUUUAGUUAAAAAGAAACCCAUGUGCCGAAGAUAUAACAUAUUAGUUCCUGCAAGACAAAAAAUACAUUGCAGUUUAUAUUAAUUUCGUGUCAUUUUUAAUUGCAGUUGUAGACAUUAGUUUUGUUCGAGGAUCAAAUUUAGAAUCGAUUCCGAAUUAGUUGGCAUCCAAUUUAAGAUCGCUGUAAUGCGCAUGCUCCAUUACGAACAAAUAAAGAAUGUUGAUUUACUGCGAACGAUAAACCACUGAAUUAAAAUUUUUAUCCCCUAAUAAAAACUAUAGAACUGCUAUGAGUGAUUCGAAGUCGAUUGACUCGCGAAAACGAAAUUUUUACAGAAUCAAUCACGUGAACAAAGCUAUAGUUACUUUUAAGGUUUGUUCUUGGUAGCCAUACUGAACGACCAGUUCAUGAGUGUAUAGAAUUAUUUCGAUUGGAUACAAAGAACGAUAUAGUGCAGAGAGCAAUGGAGCAUUCGUUAUAUUUGAGAUUAUGUCAUUCAGGCCUUAUAGUAUUAACAAUAAUAGAAAACGCUUUAGUACUUUUAGCUAGUUCUCUUGCACUGCUACUAAGAACAGCAACACUAGCGCUGGUUCUGCUGCAAAGAACACUUCUUGAACUAGUUCUGCCCGUGCAGCUGUCAAGAACAAGCCUAUAGUUUAACAACUAAACAAAUGUCAAAAAGGUCAGUUGAUUGGAGCGAAGACCAAGAAAGUGAUUUGCAGAUUGCUGCUUUGAAAAGCGGAGUGCUUGUGGAGGUAGAACAACAAGAUGUUUUUCUUUCCUAUUUAUUUGACUUUGCUUGUACACAUUUACUAAAAUAUCUCGUUUUGUGUAUGGGGAAAUCACCAAACUCGUAAAAAAAUAAAAAUGAGCUUAUCAUAAAACACCUUGACACCCAUUGAAUUGAUAAGAUUUCAAGUAGGUACACGAAUUUGUAAAUUUCAAGUGUUCUUGAUAAAUAUUUUAGAAAAAAAUAAUGACAAGAUAGGGGAAGGACAUAUAAAUUGAUAUCUAUAAAAAAUAAAACCAUCAUUUAAGCAACAACAGUAGAGAAACAUACCAAUCAAUUAUCAAAUGUAGUAAUCGACAAGGCUUCAAGGUGAUAUAUACAGUAAUCAUUUUAUUAUAUUACACAAUUUUAGAUAGAAAUCAAUGUUUGAAUCAUCAGCUGAGCUUCAUCUAAGCGUUCUUUAAACAAGAUAGCUUUGAUAACAAGAAAUAGAAGAAACCACAAAAACCACUAAUAGCAGCAAAAGAGGUAGGUCUGCACAAUAAUGACAAUAUAAAGUUCUUUGGAGCAAAAAAGUGUGUACUGGGCUUUAGUUUUGUUUGCGCAUCACGAUUAGAAUCAUUUCUAAACCAACUCAGAUCGCGUUUGUUUAGUUUAGGAAUCGAGUCAUGGUUUUAUAUGACUAUUAUAGAACCACAAAAGUUUAAGUACUACGUAUGAGCAACUCAAUCAAAUAAUCAGACCCUCACUGAUUCGAAAAUCUAAUGCUCGAACAAAGCUAAUAUAUAAGAAUAUUUUUCACAGAAUCAAGCAACAUCUUCCAGUUUAUUCCUUGUGGUUUUCUUGCAACCUGGUAAUCGCUUUCAUCAGCCAAAUGGCCCACGAUAGGGAAUAAUGCACACAGGAAACAUACCGAACAAAUCCUAUAUCAGGACGACGAAAAAUUAAUCAAAUCCAACAUUGAAUUUAAUAUUUUUUGCUAAUAAAACGUUAAGAAACGAA